UUGAUCCCUUUGCGCACUUUUGAGAGGAUCCCUGAGCCAUUGCCGCUGUGCACAAGUUGAGAAGCGAGCGCUGGAGACUGGAGGCAGCAGGCAGACUGGCCGUUUACUCGCCUGUCCGUCGGUAUCACAGAGACUGACGGGACAGCCAGCCUGAGAGAUGGACCUUGCAUGCGAGCGAAGCGUCGAAACGAGUCGGACCUUCUCGCAGCAGCGACGAGACAGCGCCGUGACCCCCUCGUCCGGGCUGCUAAAGCGAGCGGAGGGAGCGCAGUGAGCGAUAACAGUCUGCGCAAGAAAAGCCGGUGGGGCUGAAGAGAGAGACGGACGCGACUGACCAGAGCGACAGAUGUCGAUGUGGAUAGCCAGUGUGGGCGCCUGUCCAGGGUGCAUGGCGGAAUAAUGCAACCCCCACAGCGGAACAUGGCGCCCCCAUCACUGUGCCCGUGGAUAUUCAUCAUAGGCCUGGUAUGCAUGAUGGCUACUACAUCCUGCCAAGGAUGCCCAGCACGGUGUGACUGUGCCCCACAGGUGAAGUCUGUUGUAUGUCAUCGUAAACGCCUCAAUUCCAUCCCUGAGGGCAUCCCAACAGAGACCAGGGUCUUAGACCUGAGUCGCAACCGACUGCGCUGUGUCGGGUCUGGAGAUCUUUCCCCCUACCCUCUGCUUGAAGAGGUUGACUUCAGUGAGAACAUCAUCUCCAUCCUCGAACCAGGGGCUUUUGCCAACCUCUUUAAUCUGCGCAUCCUGAAGCUCAGAGGCAACCAGCUGAAACUCGUCCCAAUGGGGGCUUUUGCAAGGCUGUCCAACCUCACUCAGCUGGACCUCAGUGAAAACAAGAUUGUUAUACUCCUGGACUUUACCUUUCAGGACCUGAAGAACCUACGAAGCCUGGAGGUGGGAGACAACGACUUGGUCUACAUCUCUCACAAAGCCUUCAGCGGGCUAGUUGGCUUGGAAGAGCUGACGAUUGAGAGAUGCAACUUGACUGCCAUCUCAGGACAGUCGUUGUCCUACCUGAGAGGCUUAGUCACCCUUAGGCUAUGCCACCUCAAUAUUGCUUCCCUAGAAGAUCAGAAUUUUAGGAGACUGUCUGGCCUCCGUGAACUGGAGAUUGAUAACUGGCCCCAACUGGAGUACAUCUCGCCCAGCAGCUUCCAGGGUCUCAAUCUCUCCUGGCUUUCCAUCACCAACACUAAUAUCACAUCUGUACCCUCAGUGGCAUUUCGCAGCUUGGCUUAUCUGUCCUGUCUCAACCUCUCCUACAACCCCAUCAGCGUGCUGGAAUCAUGGGCAUUCCGUGAUCUGGUCCGCCUCAAAGAGCUCCAUCUGGUCAGCACCAUGUUGGUGUCGGUGGAACCACUGGCCUUUGGGGGCCUCCGGCAGAUACGUGUCCUCAAUGUGUCCAACAACUUCCUGAUUACUCUGGAGGAGAGUUCUUUCCAUUCAGUCAACAGUCUGGAGACCCUGCGCAUAGACAACAAUCCCUUGUCCUGUGACUGUCGUCUGUUGUGGAUCCUGCAAAGACGCAAGACCCUCAAUUUCGACGGCAGGCAGCCCAUAUGCGCAGGGCCUGUGGAAGUCCAAGGCAAUGCUCUCAGUACUUUCUCGGAUGCAGUGCUCUUUGACUACUUCACCUGCCAGAAACCCAAAAUCAAGGACCGGAAGCUACAGCACCUCACGGUGAAUGAGGGCCAACCGGUGUCCUUCUUGUGUCGUGCCGAUGGGGAACCCCAGCCGGCAAUUAUCUGGGUGUCACCCCAGAGAAGGAAAAUCACCACCAAGAGUGCCGGCCGCAUAACAGUCCUGCCAGGAGGAACCUUAGAGAUCCGCUUUGCCCAAGUGCAUGACAGCGGCACCUACAUUUGUAUCGCCAGCAAUGCUGGAGGCAACGACACCUACUUUGCUACACUGACAGUAAAGAGUCAGCCUAUGGAUUCAGUUCUAUACGCAAACCGUACCUUCUACCUGGCAGACUACAAUGAGUCCAGCCUGAACGACACCAGAGUCUUCCUCAAGUUCACCCUUGACCUCAAAACCAUUUUGGUCUCCACAGCCAUGGGCUGCAUCACCUUCCUGGGGGUGGUACUCUUUUGCUUCCUCCUGUUGUUUGUGUGGAGUCGGGGCCGCGGGCAGCACAAGAACAAUUUCUCUGUUGAGUAUUCCUUCCGAAAGGUGGAUGGGCCGACCACUAGCGGGAGCCAGGGAGGGACCAGAAAAUUUAAUAUGAAGAUGAUCUGAAAUUACGCAGCCAGGAGCUCUGCCAUGGAGGAGUGAGAGGGUCUAUGUUGCGCACUUUGAGCGUGCUAUAGAACCAGCAAGGAGAGGCCAAACUAAAUUGGUAGCAGGGUGGUCCCCUGGAGAUUUAAGGGGUCUCCUUUUAAGGAGAUCACACAAUUAGGAUUUCACUCUUGGAUAAUGCGAAUGCUAUUUGGUCACAUUCCCUGGGUAAGGAAAAAAUAAUAAUAAUCUGUAAGCAAUCUGCAAUCCCAAAUGGUGUACAAAAUUGCUACACAUUUAUGGGAAUAAAUUAACAAACAGUGAAGCAGAUUUGACUCCCUGCUGGUCACGAUGCAACAUAGGGUUACCGCACUGGCUACAGUUUUUGACUGGGCGGGAGCAGAAACUGGUCGUCCUUCCCAGUAACACAGCCCGUCCUGCCGUGCUUCUUUCGGGGACAGGGAAAGAGGCCCAGACUGCAGAGCCACAGUGGGGUUCGGUGCAGGAAGUGGGCACACGGGUUGCGUCCAACUGCCAGCUAGUGUGGUAGCAACUGCCCCUCACCCCCAAGCCCCAGUCUUCCACCGCCAUAGUUAACUGGGCCUGUCUUUCAGAGCCUCUGGCUGGGAAUGAGCAUUUCUCAUUACCCAUAGAAUACCCAGGCUUUCCUUUUUGAACACUGGCAUUUCACCUCUCCAGUCGGCGGUUAGGGGUGGGCAGUAGGCGGAUCGGCCUGGGUGACAAUACUUAAGAAAACUCUACUAGUACUCUGGAGAUUUCCUGGCACCAGUUUAGGCAAAAAUGGUGUGUCUUAGGUGGUUAACCCAGGACUGGAGAGGGUACUUGCCACCCUAGAAGAACAACCCCCUGACAUUCCAAAAAUCUCUGCAAUAACCCAUCCUAG
Messenger RNA from Polypterus senegalus (gray bichir), 3121 nucleotides. RefSeq names its product leucine-rich repeat and immunoglobulin-like domain-containing nogo receptor-interacting protein 3. Gene Ontology annotation, cellular component: extracellular matrix. Gene Ontology annotation, molecular function: protein binding. Bases 400 to 2238 code for a protein of 612 amino acids. The record is from RefSeq and is a predicted model, not a curated record. NCBI's taxonomy places the organism in Eukaryota, Metazoa, Chordata, Cladistia, Polypteriformes, Polypteridae. The transcript is spliced from 2 exons.